ACGACAGGCAGGUGCUGCCAUGCACCGUUCAGGUGUGACAGGCCCUUUGCUGGGAGCUGUGCCAGGGACCAGCGGCUUUGUUGUUCUUGGAGCAUCAGUGGUGUCAACUAUGGGGCAACGGCAGAGGAAGGGCUUGGUGGCGUCUGCUCCAGGACUGAAGGCAAGAUGUGGGUUGCAGAGGGAUCAGCCCCAACCCAGUGGAGCCUGCGGGAUGGGGCCCACGCUGGACAGUUCCUGGCUAUGGCUGACAACCUCCGCACCGUGGGACAGCUGGUGGAUGUGGCCGUGGGACCAGAGGGUGACAAGGCUCAUGCUGUGGUCCUGGCCUCCAUCAGCUCCUUCUUCCUCCGCUUCCUGGAGGGCAGGACCAGAGGGCUUUGCCAGGACUCCCCACCCCAUGUCCCUCUGCCACCCGGGGCCACGCUGCAGGGCUGGCGGGCCGUGCUGGCCUUUGCCUAUCGGGGAGCUGUGCCCCGUGGCCAGGAGAGGGAGGUGCAGGAGGCUGCCCGGGCCCUGGGGGCCCCCCGGCUGGUGGCCGCCUGUGCCCAGCGACUGAAGAUUGACCCCAAGGAGGAAGGACCUGAGGCCCUGAAGGAGCAGUGGGAGACACUAAGAGCCAUGGAGCAGCUCCAUGCCAAGGGCCUGGGCUGUGACCUCCAGCUCCAGGCAGGGGACGAGGUCAUUCCAGUUCAGCGCCUGGCCCUGAGCUGCUCCUGUGACUUCUUCCGAGCCCUCUUCACCUGCCCAAUGCGGGAGGCCACCCAUGACCCUGCUGCCCCACUGGUCACAGGGCUGUCCCCGGCCGAGCUGCGCCUCCUCCUCUCCUUUGCCUACACAGGAGCUGUAGCAGGGCCAUGGCCCACGGUCCUGGAGGCAGCUGAGACCUCCCUGCGCUACCAGGCCUGGGGGCUCCUCACUCUCUGCCUGGAUGUUUUCACCCAUGGCCUGACUCCAGAAACUGUCCCGGACGUCCUGGCCUUUGCUGUGACUUAUGGACUGGACGAGGUGGGCCAAGCAGCAGAGAACUACAUCUUGGCCACCUUCCCCAGUGUGGUGGCUACACCGGCCUUCCUGGACCUACCUGCACACCUUCUCAUUCGCCUCCUCCGCUCUGAUGGUCUCAACGUCCUCCAUGAACUGGAAGCCUUGGAAGCGGCCUCCCGGUGGCUCAUGGCCAAUGGGGAUGGCCAGGAGGAUCUAGCCAAGGAGGUCCUGUCGUCUGUUCGCUUCGCCCUCAUGUCUGGCCUGGAGCUGAAGAAGGUCCCCUCUGUGACUGCAGGGGUGGCUGACCCCAAGGUCCUCCGCGAGCUCGUGGUGUCGAGUUUCUCCCCCACGGCUCAGCUGCCGUGCCGGGUACGUUCCUUGCAAGAGGUGCUGGUGGUUUGUGGUGGAGACAAAGUGAAGGGCAACCUGGCUGCCCGGAAGCCCAGCAGACACCUCUGGUUUGCAGAUCGCUACCUCAGCGCUGUGGGGCUGGUGAAGAAGGUUGAGUGGCGGGCACUGGGACACCUUCCUGACGGCCCACGAUUCCGCCACGCUGUAACCGUGGUGGGCAACAAUCUCUACGUCCUGGGUGGAAAGCACUACUACGGGGUCCAUGACACCCUGACCAGUGUCUACAGGUACCAGCCUAUGGAUGAUUCCUGGGAGCGUCUGGCCAGCAUGACGUGUGAGCGGAGCUGCUUUGCUGCCGUGGCACUUGGGAAUUUCAUCUAUGCCCUGGGGGGCAGCUCAGGAGAGCUCUUCUGCACAGACACUGUGGAGAGCUAUGACCUGGCCAAGGACACCUGGAGCCACAGCUCUGCAGUGUUCUUGUCCCAGCCCAACCCAGACAAACCAUGUGGCCAAAGAGGCUCCCUGAGUAUGCUCUUACCUGACCUCAGCUGA
This is a messenger RNA of Manacus vitellinus (golden-collared manakin), 1887 nucleotides long. Its product is annotated as kelch-like protein 33. The transcript is spliced from 5 exons. Bases 166 to 1887 code for a protein of 573 amino acids. The record is from RefSeq and is a predicted model, not a curated record. Lineage: Eukaryota; Metazoa; Chordata; Aves; Passeriformes; Pipridae. Gene Ontology annotation, molecular function: protein binding.